Messenger RNA from Pyricularia oryzae 70-15, 1600 nucleotides. RefSeq lists its product as uncharacterized. Bases 411 to 1328 code for a protein of 305 amino acids. The record is from RefSeq and is a predicted model, not a curated record. NCBI's taxonomy places the organism in Eukaryota, Fungi, Ascomycota, Sordariomycetes, Magnaporthales, Pyriculariaceae. The transcript is spliced from 2 exons.
GAUGUUUCGCGCAUUGCCCAUUUGGGGUCGAGAACGCCGUUCCCCCCCAAAGAGGAAAAAGCAUCCUAAAGGUAACGUUGAUGUUUCAAGGGAUUGAGUUCAGUAUGGCCCAAUUCCACCGCCUUUGCUUUCUCUCCGGGAACGUGUUUAUUGUUUCGAACAGAUCGACUCAGUGAUCACAGCCUCUGGAGAUUUUUUCCUUGACAUUCCUGCUGCUAUACCCCGGGCUUUGGACGUGAGGUGAAUUGCUUCGAGAUAGCAAACACACAUCUUUUUUACACACUUUAUCCCUAUAUCGGAAUUGAAAGCACACGAACUUGCAGAAACACAACAAUUCCUUCAGACCACCCAACGCCCCCAAAGAAAACAAAACACACACCCCACAGAUACCCCAACCCCCAACCGUCAAGAUGUUCAACGGGCUCGCGACCAAGCUCGCCAUGAAAAAGAUGGGCAUCCCCAAGAACGCGCUCGACAUGUCGGCGCUGACGGGCGGAUCGUCGACGGAGCCCAACAAGCUCAAGAAGAACCCUCCCGGGGAGGAGGACGCCGACGCCGCCAACGCCAACGGCUGGCCCAAGUGGAUGACGGUCAAGAGCCUGCCGCUCACGGCGCAGGCGUGGCUGAACCCGCCGCCGCCGCCCGUGCCCGUCGCGGCGGAGUGCCCCAAGGUCGGAGACCUGGCGCCGCUCGACAGGGACAGGAAGAUCGAGUUUGGCGGCGGCAGGAGGGUGUUGGUUGUGUUUUUGCGCUGCGUGGGCUGUGCUUUCGCGCAAAAGACCUUCCUCGCCCUGCGCACCCUCGCCAACCGCCACCAGCAGACCCUGACCUGCAUCGCCGUGUCGCACUCCUCCGAGGCCGCGACCAAGAAGUGGCUCGACCUCCUGGGCGGGGCCUGGAACGUGCAGAUCGUCGUGGACGAGGACCGAUCCGUCUACGCCGCGUGGGGCCUGGGCCUCGGCAACACCUGGUACCUCUUCAACCCGACCACGCAGAUCCAGGGGUGGAAGGAAAAGGGCUGGCUGGGCGCCACGGUCGCCACGUCCAUCCAGCGGACCAACACGCUCGAGGACAGGGUCAAGGCCACCGCGCCGCCGCCCAAGAAGCCCGGGAUGAUGAGGAGGGCCACGGGCGAGCAGCAGCGGCAGGACGAGCUGCCGACCGUCGAGAUGGAGGAGGAGGGCCCGAGCACCGUCCUGGGCAACAAGUGGCAGCAGGCUGGCGCCUGGGCCAUCGACGGCCGGGGGACGGUUGUUUGGGGUGGCAAGGCGUUGAGGGCGGAUGAUCUGAUGGACUUGGACCAGGGUGCCAAAAUCCUGGGGCUUUGAUUGUUUUCUCUACCAUCUGUCGAGAUCAUGUUCCUUGUCGUCUGGUUUUAGCAUUUGCUUGUCAUAUUGGGUUGGGCGUUAUGGUGAGGAGGGUUUCAGCGGUCUUGUCAUUCUUACUCUAAAGGUCUUUGGGAUCUAGAUCAGAGUCUACAUUUUCUUUAUGGUACUACGACGAAUAGAAGUCUUGUAUUAUUAUUAUGUUCAAAGUCAACAUCACUUCAUCUAGAGUUGUGCACAGCGGGCAGGCAAACCACCUGAUAAUCACAAAGGUC